Epinephelus fuscoguttatus (brown-marbled grouper) is the source of this 4753-nucleotide messenger RNA. It is a transcript of the gene kifc3, whose product is annotated as kinesin family member C3. Lineage: Eukaryota; Metazoa; Chordata; Actinopteri; Perciformes; Serranidae. Gene Ontology annotation, molecular function: ATP binding; microtubule motor activity; microtubule binding. The record is from RefSeq and is a predicted model, not a curated record. The transcript has 22 exons. Bases 427 to 3534 code for a protein of 1035 amino acids. Gene Ontology annotation, biological process: microtubule-based movement.
CUUGAGUUACUGAGAAACUGAAGCUGCUGGCUCUGGUUACUGUUCACAUCGCUGAGGACGUGACAACAACAGAGACGACGGGACAAGGUCCACUGGUGUUUAUCAGUUCUGUGGAAAGGAGCUGUGGACUGUGAGGGGGCGGGGCUCAGUGCAGAGGGGAAACAGGUGAGAUAUAAAAGCAGAGACGGAGAGCGGAUUAAACAAAGUGCAGCAGAUUAAAACAGCUGAUGAGCUUCGUUCAGCUGGAGGGAAAAUAUUCAGACGAGGACACAGAGGCUGAAUUCAAACCUCAGGGGAUGGAAACACUGCCGUCUCUCACCUGGACGAUCUCGUCUUCACCUGAUACGAUGGGGCUGAUCAUCCACAGAGAGUAACCUUCGGUCUGAGCGGUUUCCUCCAGGUGAGCUGGACCUGUGGGACAAGGUCAUGUACGUCCUGUGCACCCUGGCGGUCCUGACCCUCCACAGCCUCCUCAAGAGCUGGAACAACAAGGCGCUGGAGUCUGGACGGAGGUCUGAGGGUGGAGGACAGAGAGACCGUCCUGAGGAUGGAGGCGUCCCUGAGGUGUGGGGGGCGUCCAGGUCUCAGCGUGGAGGAGAUGAUGCAGUGAAGGUGGAGCGGAGAGGAGCGAGGAGCUGCAGGGCUGAAGGGAAGAGGAGACGAGGAGGUGGCGCCGUGCGUAACGUCCCCGACAGCAGGAAGCGAGGGCAGCCGGUCCAGCGGUCCAGCGCUCUGCUCAGCCCGGCGGUCAUGUUCAGCACGAGAAAGACCUGGGACCUUAGCCACACCCCCUGCCUGCAGGAGCUCUGGAAGAAAGAUAUCUCAUUGGACGCGAGCUCAGUGGACUUCCUGAUGAGUGAUGGUGAAGACGACGGCUCCUUCCUGUCUCUGCCCACCGCCGCCUUCUCACAGCGCCCCUCUCUGUCUGCAGAGCUGACCGAAACAAACACACCCAGCCAGCAGCUGCUCAUCCAGACUCUACAGGACAAAGUCUGUGAGUUUCAGGCUCGUCUUCACUCUGAGGAAGUCACUCGUCACCUGCUGCUCCAGCAGCUGCAGCAGCACAGCGUUCAGGAGAAGACGUGUGUCAGCGGUGUUCAGACGCUGCUGGAGGAGUCGGCUCAGCCCAACGGUGUGAGGGUGUUGCAGCCAGGUGAACGACCUUUGGAUCGUCUCAGCUGUCCAGAAGAAGAGCAGCUCGUUACUCGGCUGCGCACACAGGUGGAGGAGCUGGAGGAGAAGCUGUUGGAUCAGACCCAGGAGGUGGAGAGACUUCGCUCUGAACUGGGGGCGACAGACCUGGAGAAGCAGCUGGAGCUGCUGGUGGUGGAGAACCAGCGUCUGAAGCAGGAGCUGAAGUCAUGCAGGAGCUCAGAGCUUCAGAGCCUCGACGCCGCCGCUGCUGCUGCAGAGAGCUGCAGCUGCAGCCACUGCCCUCACAGACAGGAUGCAGAGUCCCUGCAGAGGGAGGUGUCUCGCUGGGAGAGCCAGGCCCGCCAGAGGGAGCGGCGGCUGGCUGAGCUGGAGCGAGAGCUGCUGGAGAAAACCUCCAGAGUGGAGAGUCUCCGCCUGCAGCUGGACGAGUCCACGAGGCAGCUGGACGACGGCCGGAGGCAGCUGGAGGAGUCGAGGCGGAGGCAGGGAGAGGCCGAGCAUAAACUCAGCCUCCGAUUGCAGGAGUGUGAGGAGGAGCUCGCCAGGCAGGCGGCCACGCCCCCCAAAGUCAAGUAUGUGACUCAGACGGUGGAGGUGGAGUCAGCUGACUCUCAGAGAGCGCUGGCAGAGCUGCAGACGAAGAACGCCAGCCUGCAGGAGCAGCUGUCUGUGCAGAGGCAGCUGCUCCGAGAGCUGGAGACGCAGCUGCACGAGUCUCAGAGGACCUGCGCUCAGCUCAGGACGCAGAUCCUGGUGUAUGAGGGGGAGAUGGAGCGGGCUCAGGGACAGCUGGAGGUGGAGAUGCAGAAUCUGGAGGAGGAGAAGAACCGCGUGAUCGAGGAGGCGUUCAUCAGAGCCGAGAGCGAGAUGAAGGCCGUCCACGAGAACCUGGCAGGUGUGCGGAUGAACCUGCUGAGCCUGCAGCCGGCCCUCAGGACUCUCACCUGUGACUACAACUGUCUGAAGAGACAGGUCCAGGAGUUCCCCUUCAUGUUGGACAAGGCCAUCGCAGAGGCCAAGCAGGAGAUCUGUCAGGUGAUCAGUGAUGUCAGCAGCACCAAUCAGGAGCUGCUGCGUAAAUACAAGAGAGAGAUGAACCUGAGGAAGAAAUGUCACAACGAGCUGGUUCGACUCAAAGGUAACAUCCGUGUUUUCUGCCGCGUCCGGCCGGUCAGUCAGGAGGAGCAGGACUCCGCCGACGCCAAAACCAUGCUGAGCUUUGACUCGGACGACGACGCCGUCCUCUACCUCUCCAACAAGGGCAAAAUGAUGACCUUUGAACUGGACAAAGUCUUCCCUCCUCAGGCCACGCAGGAAGAGGUGUUUCUGGAGGUUCAGUCUCUGGUCACUUCCUGUAUUGACGGCUUUAAUGUCUGCAUCUUCGCCUACGGACAGACGGGCUCGGGGAAAACUUACACCAUGGAGGGUGAGGUGGACAACCCCGGCAUCAACCAGCGAGCUCUCCGCCUGCUGUUCUCUGAGGUGACGGAGAAAGCUCCCGACUGGGACUACAAGAUCUCCGUCAGCAUGGUGGAGAUCUACAACGAGACGCUGCGGAACCUGCUGGGGGAGAAUCCCACCGACAAGCUGGACAUCAAGAUGAACCCUGACGGCAGCGGACAGCUCUACGUCCCCGGACUGACCGAGAUCACCGUCCAGAGCCCCGAGGACAUCAACAGGGUGUUUGAGUUGGGUCACAUGAACAGAGCGACAGCCUGCACCAACCUGAAUGAACACAGCUCUCGCUCCCACGCUCUGCUCAUCAUCACUGUGUCUGGAUUCAACACGGCCACUGGAAACCGCACACAAGGUAAGCUGAACCUGGUGGACCUGGCGGGCUCGGAAAGGAUCGGUAAGUCGGGGGCGGAGGGCAGUCGCCUCAGAGAAGCUCAGUGCAUCAACAAAUCUCUGUCAGCGCUCGGCGACGUCAUCAACGCGCUGCGGAGCAAACACUCCCACGUCCCGUUCAGGAACUCCCGCCUCACAUACCUGCUGCAGGACUCUCUGAACGGAGACAGCAAGACGCUUAUGAUGGUGCAGGUGUCUCCACUGGCUGCUAACAUGAGCGAGUCGGUCUGCUCGCUGAAGUUCGCUCAGCGUGUUCGCAGCGUGGAGCUGAGCUCCUCGUCCUCGUCCUCCAGGAGACACGAGAACUCGUCCACCUCGUCCUCGCCCACCCACGACAGCGUCGAGCUGGACUCACCCCCGGUCACCCCCGUCCCUCUCCCCAUCUCUCGGGCCAGCAGCGCCGGCUCCACCCUCUCCUCCGCCUCCAGAACUCCCAGCAGCUCCCGCAGGAGGUCCCAGUCCCAACUCUCCACAGACAGACAGGUAGACAGAGCCAGCCCAUUGGUGGGGGACGGUGGGCAGGACGAUUAAAGCUGACGGCCUGAGAGACGUGGAGGCGACGCUGCGGGGACGUCCGUCUCUGACUGCAGGGUGUCUGCCAACACUCUGAGACGUCUCCCUGCUGGACACGUCGUCUUUCCUGUCCUCACCAGAUUAUUUAACCCCCUGAUGAAGGAGCAAAGACUGAUGGGAAUUUAACAGAUGAAUCUGAAAUCAAAGACUCUUGUCAGCGGAGAUCGCGGCCAAACAUUUCUUGUUGCUGUGAUGAUGAACAUUUAAAGACAUAAAGUGACUCUGAUGAGAAACGUUCUGGAGAUCUGCCCGUCUGAACUGAACUAAACUGAACUAAUCCUCCGUAACGUUUAUUUCUGACCCGACAAACAGUAUACGCUCUCCAAUCACAGUAUUUCUUUUAUUGUUUCUUUGUAACGUUGCACUUUAAACUUUGAGAUUAUUUUCUAACCCACAGUUCCAGAUGUGGCUGAUUUAUAAUAUAUGCAUAAUAUGGUUCUGUAUUUAUGUUUGACAUGCUUUAAUCUCAUUAUUUUGGUUUAUUUUAAUAUUUUUUUUGGAGGACGCGGACACAUGAAAACGAGACUAAUCUUAAAAUUGUGAGAUAAAAAUGUUCUGAUUGAAAUCUUGGAUUGUUUUCUCAGAAAAUGGAGAUUAAUCUCGUUUCAUCACGUCUUGAAUCCUCUGUGGUUUUCUAACAGGAUGUUUUCGUGUCCUCGUGGUCCUCUUUUAUCCAAUCAGGGUACUCCACUGAUACCGAGCUGUCCAGUAAGACGUGAGCAAUACGAGGAAAUCUUCUCCUGUGUACACGAUUGUUGUUCCUCGAUCUUCUUUUCCUGUGGAUGUUUUUUAUUUUCACGCUGAUGAAGUUUUGUCUUCCUUCGGCUCGCUGAACAAAAUGAUGCUCAAAUCUUCUUCACUUUCCUUCGACUGUUUCUCCUCGUCGUGCUCCUGCUGUCGUCUUAAUGCCUGUGUACAAAUACAAUCCUAGGGAGCCACAGGUGACCUUUGACCUCAGACAGGACAGACCUGUAGCUGUCGAACCGGCGCCAAGCUCGGCGUGACGCAGGUGAAGCAAAUAGUUAGUCGUAGUUGUAGUAACAGGAAUGCUUAGAAACGCGAUGAGCUGCUGUGUGUCGUUGACCCGAUGAUCAACAUGUCUGCUUGCUUUGUCUCAGCUGUAGGUUUCUACAGGUUGUUUUUUUUGUAUUUCCUUUUUAAUAAACAAACAUUUAAA